Messenger RNA from Medioppia subpectinata, 1314 nucleotides. The record is from the annotation of a GenBank genome assembly. NCBI's taxonomy places the organism in Eukaryota, Metazoa, Arthropoda, Arachnida, Sarcoptiformes, Oppiidae.
AUGUCAAGUAAAACAUCGCUUAAAGUGUUAUUUGUGCCGAUGUUAGCCGAGGGUCACGUAAAUCCCUGUAUCGGUAUUGCGACCCAAUUGAUAGCCGACGGCCACCGCGCGGUGUUUAUUGUGGACGACGUUUGGCGGCCAAAACUGGCCGCUUAUGGCAUCGAAACGAUAGAGUUGGCCAAAAGUAACGCAACCAAUGACGGGGCCAUCGAUACAACCCUUCAGGCGCAACGCAUGAUGUCUUUGGGUAAGAUUGGCGGCGCGUCGGCCAUAGAGAAGGCCCGACUCCGGCCAAACGCCGCCGAGUAUUGGAGAAAACAGUGCCAGUAUUUGGACACACAGUUGGCCGCUCUGUUGCCCGCCAUUCGGCCCGACGUGAUAGUUGUGGAUCAGUUCGCGACACUGCCGGCGGUGGUGUUGUCUGGCAUACCGUGUGUGUGGUGUUGGAGCGCCGGUCCUCUCGUGAUGCUCGACGACGUGAGGACACCGCCCGGCGAAUCAGGACUGUCCGCUACGGGAGACCCGAGACUGUGGCACGAGUUUCGCCAAUUGAUUAAAGACGUAACGAUAGAGAAGUGGCGGGCGUUCAACGACUGGGUGGUCGGCCGGGGCUGCGAACCACUGCCAGAACACUGCUUUCAUAAGACAUCGCGUUAUCUCCAUAUAUACGGCUACCCCUUGGAGUUGGACUAUCAGGACGUGCGGCCGUUGGGCCGUAAUUAUGUCCGCUUUGAUAAUUUUAAGCGCAACGAACGGCACUUGACAUUCGCUGUGCCGCCAGUGUUGGCCGCAAAGCCCGGAGCGUUUGUCUACUUUUCGUUGGGCUCUCUCUGUCCGGUCGACGUGCAAAACAUGCGCCGAUUGGUCGCCAUUUUGGCCAAAUCUCCGCAUCGGUUCAUCGUAUCGAUGGGUCCGAAGCAUAUGGAGUACACUCUGGGCGACAAUAUGUGGGGCGCGGAGUCUGUGCCGCAGAUCCGAGUCCUACCGCUCGUAGAUCUGGUGAUAACACACGGAGGCAUAAAUACGGUGACCGAAAGCCUAUACUUCGGGCGACCGAUGAUAGCUAUGCCGGUUUACGGCGAACAAUACGAUAACGCGCAGCGACUGCAGGACAAGGGCUUUGGUCUACGACUGGACGCAUACAAGUGCUCAGAGGAGGAGCUGUUGACGGCGAUCGAGACUUUAUUAAACGAUCGCCGAUUGGCUGAACGCUUGGCCGAAGUCUCCCGAAGAAUACAAACCGAUAAUAGUUUGGCAAAAGUGUCGCAACUUAUUGAAAAUUUUGUUCAAAAUCAGUGCAAAUAUAUUGAUUAG